This is a messenger RNA of Leptopilina heterotoma, 1843 nucleotides long. RefSeq lists its product as uncharacterized. The transcript is spliced from 5 exons. NCBI's taxonomy places the organism in Eukaryota, Metazoa, Arthropoda, Insecta, Hymenoptera, Figitidae. The record is from RefSeq and is a predicted model, not a curated record. The coding region runs from base 79 to 807 and encodes 242 amino acids.
UUUAUCAUAUUUAUAAUUAUUAAAUAUCUAUUAUUUAAUUUAUUCGUUUUAAUUAUUUGAUAUGUGUUAGCUUCCAACAUGGAAGAAUUAAUGGAAUUGUACGAAAUUGACAUCAGGAAUAUUUUAGAAGGUCAAGUUGAAGCUGAAAAAGCUCUAUCCGAAAAAUUGUUUUUAGCAAGUUCGAAAAUUAAUUCCAAUAUUGCGGAAAAAUAUGAAAAACAUUUCAAUUUAGAAAAAGAAUUUAUGAAACGCAGCAGUGAAUUUAAACACGUCAUACCUGAAUUAAAUAAUCAAAUUUUAAAUGCCGAAAAAAAUAGUGAUACAAAGACUUUGAAUAAUAAACGUUUAGAUAAUGAGAUGUCGAAGACUGUUGAUUGUCGAGAUUUGCUCAAAGCAAGAAUAGAAGAAAGCAAAAAUGAAAGAGAAUCUCUCGCUCUUCAAGUGAUUGAAAAAGAGAAAGAAUUGGAAGAAAAGAAAGAGGAAAAGAAAGCGGAUUUUGAUUCAUUGAAAAGGGCCUGUUUUAUUUAUAAGGAAAAAUUAAAUAUGCGAAUAAGGGGAGAAUUUGAACGUAACAAUGAAGAAAUAAUUGUGACAUUUUUUUAUAAAAAAUACAAUGAUAAAUACUGCGUUCAUCUUUCGCGUAACGAUUCAAUUUGGAGAGUGAAUAAAAUUGAACCUGAAUUAAAGGUUGAACAUCAAAAGGAACUGAAUGAAAUUGUCAAUUUCGCCGCUGACUCAAAAGUGAACAACAUCACUGUCUUCUUAUGUAAAAUGAGAAAAAUAUUUUUCAAACAUUAUUGUAAGUAGCAAAAAUUCUCUGAGAUUAACUAUUUUUUUCUUCUUCAUCUUCUUUGCAUUGUCAAAGUGUGUUCAUUGAAUAAUUAACUGUAUGUAUCUACUUUACGUGAAAAGGGCCAAUCUAUUAUGUAUGCACAACGUACGUUGAUAACAAUUCGUCCCUAUUGGCACGAGUUAAUAAAAGGUCAAUUAAUCGCCCACUCUCAAUCAUUCUAUUGCAAACGCUAACGUAACUCAACAGAUUUCAUUCACUUUUUAUUGACCUGGUCGUUUGUCUUCUCUCGAUCGUCUUCAAUUUAAUUACUCUAAUAUCGAAAUUCUCUUAAACGGAAAUUUUAUUUAUUCAAAUCUUUAUUUUUCAUUCUGAUAUUUCAAAUUGAGUUUUUAUAAUAUUAUACUAAAGCUGAUGCUGAAAAUAAUGCCAAUAUUGGAUAAAGAAAAAAAAUAUUUCUAAUGCAUUACAUUUUAUUAUUAUUAAAUUAUAAAUAUAUUUUUGUCUAUAAAAUGAUACACAAAAAAAUCGUCUCUCACAUCGUUGAAUAAAUAAAAAAACAAUGUUGAUAAUCGACAAUUACGCAAGCGGAAAUUUCUUUUAUAUAUUUCAAAUAUAAUAUUAAUAUUCAAAAUUUGAAAAGUAAUUAAUUAAUAAUAUAUAUAAUAAAUUUUAUUUUGUAACGAUUUCUAUUUUUUCGUCCAACUGUUGAAUAUUAUACAUACAUAAUAAAUAAAUUAUAUAAACAAAAAUAUGAAAUACAUAUUUGGUAUUAUUUAAGUAUAGUGAAGAUACAGUUGAGUAUUAAAAAUAUGGCUUUAUUGUUAAAUUAAUAAUAUAAUAAAUUUACAUUAAAAUGUACAUAUUUCAUCAUUCCUAGAAACGUGAAUUUUGCAAACUUUAUUAUUUUCCCUCACACUGCACAAUUUUAGCCUUCAACUGUAAAAUGACAAAAAUAUCCUUCUACGUACCCAUCGGCUAUUUUCUAAAGCCGUCAAAUUUUACUCUAAGAAGUAGAUCAUAAAUUAAAAAAAAAAAAAAAAGAAAAGAAAA